This is a messenger RNA of Diabrotica balteata, 8521 nucleotides long. NCBI's taxonomy places the organism in Eukaryota, Metazoa, Arthropoda, Insecta, Coleoptera, Chrysomelidae. The record is from the annotation of a GenBank genome assembly.
GGCAUACAGUACAAGACCGCAGUACAGAAAGCACAUCUCAAGCCUUCUGGUUAGCUAACGCGAGCGAAUUGCUACAUUUCUUGAAAUCCGACCGACACGUUAGCGCUUUCUCCUUGCAAGCACAAGACACCCUCGCCGAUGCUGUCCAACUUGCCUUCAAGAAUCUUGUUGCCUGUUUGACAGACGAACUAAACUCAGCGUUGACUUACUUGAUGUCAGUAACAGGAGAUGACCAUCCCAGAGAGGUCAUCAACGUCUUAAGCGGUGCUAUGAAUCUGUUAAGGAAAUGUAGAGUCAAUGCUGCGUUGACCAUACAAUUGUUUUCCCAGUUGUUCCAUUGGGUAUCGGCAAAGGCUUUAUCUAACGUCAUCAGCAAUGCCAAUCUCUGCACACGAAGUUUUGGGCAAAAGUUAUUUAACAGGUUGAGAAAUCUUCAAGCGUGGACGGAGUCUCAAGGACUGGAAUUGGCGGCCGAAUGCCAUCUGGCAAAAAUAGUACAAUGUGCUCAUCUACUCCAAGCGCCAAAGUACGCCCCGGAAGAUCUAGCCAAUCUUUCAGCGGUGUGUUUUAAGUUGAAUUCCAUGCAGUUGGGAGCUCUCUUACUGCAGUACAAAGCGGAACCCGGGGAAAAAAUCGCGUCUCCGUCCCUUUUGGAACAAGCCGCCAAGGCAGCAGAAAGCGUGGCAGACGAAUUGGCUAGAGCAGAAGGACGGGAGGUGACGCUGUACGAAGAUCCUGCUCCAACCUUGCAAUUACUACUUCCUGAUGACGGUUUUAGUUGUGAUGUUGUUCAAGGUGUGCCGCCUGGCUUAGCUGAUUUCUUACAUCCCCUCCAAGCUUCGGGACUAUGCAGACUGGCAGCCCAACCAACUAGCUCGGGCCAUUGGACUGUUUAUAUGACAGCGCCAAGACCCCCAAGCGCUUUAAGUACGACUCAGCCAGAGGUUCAAGUGAUCAGGCUACAUAAAGCUGGUGGCGGUAUGGGCUUGUCGAUAGUGGCGGCGAAAGGAGCAGGCCAAGAACGACUAGGAAUUUAUAUCAAAUCGGUGGUACCUGGCGGUGCUGCUGAUAGAGACGGCCGUUUAGCCGCUGGCGAUCAACUGCUCUCGGUUGACGGACAGUCUUUGCUUGGAAUUACACAAGAAAAAGCCGCUGAGUUCCUUCAGAGGACCAGUAGCAUUGUCACGUUGGAGGUGGCAAAGGCCGGAGCGGUUUAUCAUGGUCUAGCUACGUUGUUGCAACAGCCGAGCCCAACACCACAUCGAGGUCCAAGACGGAUGUCAGAGCGCGACCUGCCAUCUAGGGUAGAUUCUGAACGUUCUAUCCCCUCUUCCAAAUCAGUUCCCGCCCUUCACCAAAUCCAUUCCCCCCUCGUUAAUGAUCAACAACCUUCAAGGCCAAAUCAGGCUUCAGCUUCAGAUGUAUACAGUCGAACUUCCUCAAACAACAGCAUCAACAAUAAUCAAAAUGGACAAGUAUUAAUGAAUGGAGGAUCAGUGGCUGCCAAUACAGCCUUGAGGAGUAGAUCCACACACAAUUUGCAUCAACAAGAUGGAGGGUUUUAUCAGAACUUAAGUGUUUACAGGAAUAAAAUUCCCAGUCCUCAACAAUUGGGAGAUAGAACUUCAGCUCUUCGCAGCUCACAAAACUCACUUCACUCAUCCAUCGCCAACUCUCAGCGCCCUUCUUCGGCAUAUUAUCCUCCAGCCUCCUCUAUAACUUCCCGUCCUAACAACCUCCAUCAGUCUAUACCUAACCUCAAAAACCCACCUAAUAUGUACAGACUUCAAAAUGAGGAAACUUCCAGAACAGGAUCGUUCCCAAAUGUCCAGUACAGUCCAAACUACUUCCCCGCGUAUUCAAAAAAUAGUUAUCCCAGCCCUGAAGAUACUAAGGUAUCUUAUAACAACACUUACAUGGGGCAAAAUCAGUCUUAUCCGAGUCCCACAAGCAGUUCUACACAAGGUUAUCCGAACACCGUUCAGCAACCUCUGCAUGUUAACCAUAACUUACGACAAGAAGAAAGAAAUCAAGAUGUAAGAUACAACAAUGGAGGUUUAUUGCUACGAGAAGACGUUUUUAGACAGUCGCAAAAUAGACACGAGGAGAUGAUGAGGUACCCAAGUCAAGGUAACAUUCGUAUAUCGGAAGCGCAAAUUCAAAAUAGCGACUUAUCCCGUUAUAACGAAAUGCGUAGCUCUAAAAGCGAAGAUCUACUCAAACAACACGCACAACCGUCAGAGCUAACCAGGUAUGCUAGUAGUGGCAAUAUUCGAGAAAGCAAACAAAUUGACCUUCCUCAUUUACGACAAAAUCAAGAACAACUAACUCAACACAGACUCAGCAACGAAGAGAGAAACGCUCGAGGUACUGCUAAACUAGCGGAAAUGUCAGAAGAAAUCAGAAGGCGGCAGAAUCCUCAACGUGUGCAGCAUUCUCAACAGCCAUCUCAACAAACCACUUAUUAUCAACAGCAGCAAUUGCAGCAGCAGCAGCAGCAGCAACAGCAGCAGCUACAGCAGCAGCAACAGCAGCAGCUACAGCAGCAGCAACAGCAGCAGCUACAGCAGCAGCAACAAAAUCAACAGCAUUAUUACAACCACCACGCGAUGGCUCAGACUACACAGAGUAUGCAGAAUUUGAGUAUCAAUCCUCAGUAUGUGCACCAGCCUUAUGGUCAAACGAAUCCUUUGUCACCUAGUUACAACAAAAUCCCGCCUGUUGUACCUAAACCCUUAAGAAAGGAUGAAGUUCCACCUGAACUACCUCCAUCUUCUACUCACCCUCUAUACUUAGCGAGUAGUCAAGACCCACCAAAAAUGGCUUUUUAUCCUACUUCUGGACCAUCUUCUUCAAAACCGCCUAGAGACCCGUGGGCGAGAGAGGAACAAGAGAGGCAACAGGAAGCGAGAAGGGAGGCCGCCAGACAAUGGCAGGAGCAUCAGAUCAGGGACCUAUUGGCGCUACCUUACCGAACAGCACAACAAGAAGAACAGCUUAGAGUGCUCCAGUUGGAGAGAGAGUUCCAAAGAAGAGCCAUGGAAGCAGCAGAGGAAGGAGAUGAGGAUACCGAGAAGGAGAGUCCAACUCCUCAAGGCUCACCUCAACUGAUACCUCCACAAUCAAUCAGCAACUUAGCUACAACGCCAGCAUCAAUUCCCAGCAAAUCAGAACCGCAGCAAAUUCCUCCGCCGUCUAUUUUAAAACCGAAUUCCAAUAACAAUGUCCUACAGUCUUCCCCGCCGGAAGCGACAGUUGCGCCGCCACCGCCAGAGAGAGGUUCUAGUUUUACGAUAAUGUCUAUGAGGGCAAAGGAAACUACCAAGAGAGUAUCGUUCAAUGAUGCAUCAGCCGCUGCAGCAGCUGCUUCAAUAACGCCGGUUCAACCUCCCAAUACUUUGCAGAUUGAAGAAACUAUUAGAGAAGAUCCCAAUAGUUUUAUUCGGCAAGCCGAAUCGAUGUUGGCAUCUCCUACAACGCCAACGGAUGCUUCACCAGGCGUGUCCAAUGCGACCCCGGGAGUUAUCGGUGCCCAAGAGGUGUACAGAGAUCCCAGAGCCCGAAGAUUAGCUGAACAGGCACAAAGAAAGGACCAAAACCUCAACACAGCAGUGCCAGAGAAACUUUCGUUCAAAGAAAAAAUGAAAAUGUUUGCCAUGGAGACUGGUGAAAAAGAAACACCUAAGGAUAAGAGUAAAAUCAGUAGAGCGCAGAGAGAUAUUGACGGUUUGGGUUCUCCCAGUUUGGUUCAUUAGACCUUGUUUGAUUGGUUAUAUUUAAAAGGCUUUUAGGCCUCUCACACAUGAUGAUGAUCUUGAAUGAAAAUAGAACGUGAUCGAGUAUUAAAAGCAAAGUAGUGGAAACAAAGUUGAUUAGUUUUUAUUGUAUUUUUUAUGGUCUCCAUCAAGUGUGGUAAGCUUUUGGCCAGCGUAAUAAAUACUGGUCUAUAAAUAUACAAGAACUUCCCAGGCUAUCUAUCUCAUAUUGAUAUGAUAAAUGAAUAACUAAAUUGACUAAUAGCAUGUCAAGUAACUUCGAAUAAAUUUCAAUGGUGAUUAUCAAAUACUUCAAUGGUUAACUGCUUAUUUUUAUGUAUAAAGCACUUUGUCGAAGGAUUUAGGGCCUCUAAUGACGUAAUUUUGAUGACAUGAAUUGUGGACAAAAGUUAUAUUUGGGGCGACUAAUGGUUGACAAAGAGUUCUCAGGGAUAGUCGAAUUUUAUGAGAUAGUAUUAGUUAUUCUCACUGUCCGGGGUAAGAGUCUGUUUUUUAUCUUGUUCCGAUCCAGAAGAUCAUUUCUAAAAGAAAACAUUUUUCCAGCGUUAAAUACACACAGAUCUACAUUCAAUCAACUACCUUCUUGUUAACUUCCAUUUAUAGUACUCGAUCAACUUUUAAUCGACCGUAUUCUACCAUCUUUUUAUUAGCUAUUCUUAGAUCAACAUUUUCUACCAUUUAUUUUUUUCCUUUUUGGUUGUAUCCUAUAUUUCUGUGUUAUAUUUUACACAGUUUUUUUUUUUCAUUCUAGGUUCGUACUUUAAAGUUUAAAUUAAUUCAGUGCUUUCAUUUACUUAAUUUUGCAUGUUUUUAGCUCAAAAAAUUAUUUCUAAAAUCAAGAAGUUUAGUAACACUCUAGUAUACCGAUUUUUUUAAUUUUCAUUUGUUACCUAUAUUAUUAUUUACAGUUCAUCAUUAAUUGUAUGUAGUUUGUGUAUAUCGUUACAUUUCCCUCCGCCCGUUUUGGAAUUGGUUAAAAGAAUUAUGGGACUAUUUGUUUGAAGUUUUAAGUAUAAAAAAAUAUAUAUUAUAAAUUAAACUAUAUUGUAAGUAAUUUUUAAUAUGCAUAUCUACCUGUUAGCAUACUCUGUACCGUCCAAUAUGCAGCUAUAGUGAAUAUACAACGACCAAAACCUUACACAGAAUGUUUAAUUGCACUUUAUGAAAAAUAAAUCGCUUGGUGUAACAUAUGUAACAUUUUGGCAAGCAAGGAAGCAAGCCGUAGUUUAAACUAGCCUGAGAGACCCUUUUAGUAUGACAUUAGGUUAGUUAGUAGUUAACCCGCUUAAACAAAAAUCACUCCACUCCAAUGCUCCAGAUCAUCUCCAGAUCACUUUCCCCCGAUAGCUCUCUGAUGCGCUAUAGAAGCUGUCUUAUCAGCAAUUUUCAUAGCGGUUUUCAUAGCGAGUUUGAUUCUUCUUCCUGUGAGUCCUCUUAUUGCGGCUCUGGCCGUUGCGGUUUUCUGGACUGUCGAUAUGAGUGAAUUUUCUAUAAUCUUCAGGGUAUUAUGUUUGAAUGAGAGUUUCCCUUCCAUCUUUGGAAAUUUUAUUGACUCUGUAUACCCUUUUGAGUUUCAGCAAUUCCCAUCAUUGCUCCUGUUUCGUUCACUGUUUAUAUUUUUUUUACUAGUGGUUAUGGACUUGUUGAUGUUGGUUUCUUUUUUCUUUUCUCUGUUGGUCUCUUCACUAUCCUUAUUUGGUAGGAGAGAAAAGUCUUCUCUGUUUUGUGCCUUGGAUGUUGAUGACUCAGUUUUUUCGUCCUUGACCUUUUUUAACAGGGAAGGGAAAUCUUCAUUAAUUUUUGUUUUGGUUGUAUUCUCUGUAUUUGUGUUGUUCUUAUUAGUAUCUUCCAUUUUUUUCUUUGUUAUUGUCCCCACUGGAUUUUUUUUUCAUUUAUUUGUUUUUCGGAUAUCUUGUUUUGGUUUUUAAAUUCGUCGAAUAUUUUAUCUAUAGCUUUCGAUAGUUUUUUCGUUCGACUUGGAGCGCUACGCCACUGCAUUGCGGCUGUUCGGUUAAAGCCAAUUUAAUGUUUUCCAGUUUAUCACACUAAAUAUUUAUGUAGUUAGUCCAAUCGUCAGAGUGUUGACCCUACAAAUCAUACGAACAAGCUGAAUUUUACACAGAAUAUUAAUUUUGGGACCACAAAAAGAUGCAAAAAAGUUUAAAGUGACCGUCGAUUUUGAAUGUCAGUUAUGCACGCGAAAUCAAUGUUAUACAAUUUGUAUUAGCUCGACGUUAUAAAUUCGAUAUCUUUUGAUUUAAGUGUCCUAUCGACAAAUAAUGUCAAGAUGUGUUUUAAAGGUAAAGAGUGAAGCUUUCGUAAGCAAUUUUUCUAUUUUGCCGAGAAUAAAUUCAGUUUAUAUAAAGGUGUUAUAUAAAUAAACUUGGUGCGAUUUUUGCCAUUUUUUACGAUUAUCGUGAGAUCAAUAAAAUUGAUCACUUUUAUUGACAAGUUCUUGUAAAAUUUUCAUUUUUAGAGAUCAAGAAGAAAUUUUAAAUUGCCAAGUUGUGGCAACAAAUAUGAGGCAUUUGAAAUAUGAAUAAAAAACGCAGAAUUUAACAUUACAAACGAUCACACGUCACGGGAAAUGCAUUUAAGAAGACGGUUUUGGGUGUAUUUUAUUACAGAAGUUUGAAAAGCGUACUGGAGUAGUUGAAAAAAGUUUUAAAUGUUUUGGAUCAUUUGUUAUGUGAAAGUUUAAAUCCAGCCUCACGUAAAUGCUCACAUUUGUUGUCAAAUCUCAAAACAAAUUUCAUGCAAUAGGUUUUAAAGGUUAGGCUCUAGUAAUCGAAACUUUCCCAGUGGCCAGUCAGUUAAACAAAGGGAUAUAUUGAAAGAUUGUAUUGAUCUCGUGAGGAUCACAAAAUGGCAAAAAUUUCGCCACGUUUAUUUAUUUAGCAGCUGUAUAAAAUCUGAGUUUAUUUUCGGCAAAAUACAAAAAACAACAUACGAAAGCUGAACUCUCUACCUUUAAAACCGAGGGGGGUUUUAGGGAGAAACCCGAGGGUAGACGUAGUAACCUUUUUGUAUCUUUUUUGGGGUCCCAAAAUUAAUAUUUUCGACAAAAAUUCAGCUUGUAUGUUUUUUUUAGAGGUUCAGUGGCAUUUUCGUCUCUGAGGACUGGUGUAAGUAUAAAAAUUAUAUAAUUGUUGUUACUCUUGAAAAUUAAUAAUUUAUCAGAGGCGAUCAAAUAGUGUGUAUUUAAAUUUUGAAAGAUUUUUUUGCUUCACGUCUCUGUAGCACUAUUAAUCUAUGACAACUUCUAUAAUCUAUAGAAUCAAUUAUUGAUGGUUCUUUUUGUUUGUCUAUUCUUUAUGGUCCAAUGUUCAAUCGUUGUUCUACCAAUCGUCUAUCAGUCCGAAAAAUUAAUGUAUAGAAAAUCUAAUAAUUUUGAAAUUCAAUAACUUUUGGAAUAGACGAAUUUUUGCAAAGCAGUAAAAUGUUACAUUAUUGUAUCUGUAUUGCAAAAUUAACACGGUCAAAGCGGUUAUGUUUUUUUUAAAGAUUUUUAGUAGUCUAAACAUUCUGUAUUUUUAUUGAAUAUAUUAAUGAGUAUCUACAUAUUAAAUUAUACAAGCAGUCUUCUAGCCAUAAAAAAAUUAAAAUGAACUAGCAAUGAAAUUGAAGCAGUCUAACUUGCCAUUGGUUAUAUUAGUGGUUAUGAAAUAAUUAUUGCGAAUGAAAUCCCUACACUGUUUGUGUAUUAGAAAUUUUUAAUUAUAUAUUGUAAUAUAUAUCAUAGAAUCCCUAUUUUUUGUCAAUUUAUAUAUAAAAGUAUUCCUCGUAGAGUUUAGAAUAUUUCGGAUAUUUUAAAUUUUUUCGGAGCAAUAUUACAUAAGUAUAAAAAUAAUAGCACACACGGACCAAACAAUAUAUUGUACUAUAUUUUUCCAAUGUUACUGGGAUGUAUUUGAUUGCGAAACGUUUUAAGACUUAUUUUUCAUCAUUAUGCUUCGUGCUUUACGAAAUUUUUUAUGCAAAAUUCGCCUCUUAUCUUUCAGUUUUUUUUAAUAUGCUUCUUAUUUCUAAGGUCUUUUUCGACUGUCUUAAAAUGUUUUCAGAUAUACAAAUGUGCAGCUCGGUUAGUAUAUCAUACACGCAUUCCAUGGAUCCAAUUUUAAAAAUAUUGUAUAGAUUUUAGUCAUGAUAAAAUAUUAUAUGAAAUGGGCAUGCUGAACCCUACAAUUUUAUUUGUUGUGAUAUAUUUUUAGAAUAUUUAAGUUACUUAUUGAUUAAGUUUGGCCAUUGAAUAUAUUUAUGACAAAUUUAACUUUCACUAUUCAAUAUCUUUAGACAAAAAAAUAGUCUUCACGAAGCGUGUAAACAACAUUAUUUCAAAAUGUAUGUUUCAAUAGAGAAAAAAUUUAACAAAAAAACAAAGCAAGCACCAAUAAUACAACAUAAUAGGGAUUCAAAUUAAACUAAAAUAUUCCUUCUGGACUUAUAGGUGAUAUUUCUUUCAAAAGGUAGCUACAAAAUAAAAUGUGCAGGGUUCAUCAUACCUCGCUUUCGAUGUCAAUCUGAGCAAUAUGUAUGUAAUUAGUUGAGAAUAUUCUCUAGAACUAGUUUGUAUAUAAACUUGUAAAGGUAGAUUUAUCAUUUUAUAGUUUAUAAUACAAAAAUAUCGUCUGUUUUAAUAAAUUAUGUGUUAUCUGAAAUUAAAUUUAUAUUAAAAUAAUCCGUAAUUUCAGAUAAUUUUCUUUAUUUUGUAAUAUAAAGAGUUAUUCAAUAAAUAUAUCUCAUUA